Messenger RNA from Aspergillus mulundensis, 1641 nucleotides. RefSeq names its product putative C6 transcription factor. Gene Ontology annotation, molecular function: transcription cis-regulatory region binding; DNA-binding transcription factor activity, RNA polymerase II-specific; zinc ion binding. Gene Ontology annotation, cellular component: nucleus. Gene Ontology annotation, biological process: regulation of DNA-templated transcription; DNA-templated transcription. The transcript has 12 exons. Lineage: Eukaryota; Fungi; Ascomycota; Eurotiomycetes; Eurotiales; Aspergillaceae. The record is from RefSeq and is a predicted model, not a curated record. The coding region runs from base 1 to 1641 and encodes 546 amino acids.
AUGUCCGAAGACUCGUACCUCGUCGCGCCACCAGCAUCAAUGAAGCGCAUCCCUAAAGCAUGCAGCGCAUGUCGGGUAUCCAAGGUAAAAUGCGACGGCAGACGCCCCUGCACGCGCUGCCAGAAGAUCAAGAAGCAGUGUGUUUUCUUUGAGAUUCCAAGGGAUCCUGUGGCUGAACGGCUCGAGAGUGUCGAGUCAGAGGUCCGUCGGUUGCAGGGGCAGCUCGAUGAGAUGAGGGAGAUGCUUCUUCAGCCUCAGCAGCCGGAUGCCCAUGCGUUCAAUGGAGCUGGACAAUCGACUGGCCCCGGGGCUGAGUCGCAGACGUCCAGGUGUGGAGAGAGCUUCUCGACCAUCUCUCCGGCAGUGACGGCCAUGACGGAAAAUGCCACUGGCACAUUUCUAGGACAGAGCAGUGUGCCCUUGCAGCAGCAUGUCCCGGCGUUGCAGGAGAUGCGCCCGGCAAAGAGGCGGCGCUCUGAAUUUGAGAUCAGGGAAGAGCCCAUCUCGGAUUUCAUCAGGCAGGGGCUCAUCACGACGGCCUACGCAAGGGACUGUUUUACAACAUUCUUUCAAGGCUGCGACAGGUACAUCCCCGUCUUCGACCCGAAGCACGACACCUUCGAGUCGGUGCGGUAUCGGAGCAGCAUGCUGCUGAACGCGAUCUGUACAAUCGGGAGCCGGGUCGAAUCUAGAUCCUCGCAAUUAUCAGAGUUGCUGCAGGCAGAACUCAAGAAGUGGAUCAACGUGGUGAUCCAGAACGAGGCGUUGAACUGCCUGGAGUCGAUCCAGGCACUGCUGGUUAUCGCUUGCUAUUCCGCCGAGCGCUCGUUGAUUCUAUCGUUCGCAACCCGCAUGGCGCUUGAUCUCGGUCUUGACGAGGCAUUCGAGCAGCUGACGCAUCGGCUAACGAUGAAGGAUGUGGAGGGAGUUCCAGUUCCAGGCAUUGCGGGAGCGGCUGAGGAGGAGAACGUUUUGAUGCGGAAGUCUCGAACGUGGUUUGGGCUCUUGGUGUUGGAGCAUAUAUUCAGUCUCGACGGCGGAAAGCCACCGGGCAUUCGAAUGACGGGAAACGCACGGCGCUGCCGCAAGUUGCUCCGUCAACCUUCUUCCACAGUAUUGGAUCUUCGGUUAUUCUCUCAGGUCGAGUUGAACGUCAUCAGAGUGCAUAUCAACGAAAUAUUAGGCGGCAAAUCGCCACUGGCUCGAGCUGACAUCGCAGCGUUCGUGCAGGACGCGAAGCUUGAUUUGGAUUUGUGGUUUGAUGACUGGCAACGGAUAAUAGGUACAGCCGACGACAGAACUGAACUUGGGCCAAUGCUAAUCGGACAGAAACCGCUCUCGCCCCCGAUGACGAAGAACGAGCACCGCUGUUGGCCGCCCUGCGUGUCCAGAACUGCUGGAGGCAAUGUCGCCCAUCGAGCGAAAGAUCCUGUUGAUGGCAAAGGCCAGCGCCCGGAAACACCUCAGCCUCAUCACCAUCGAACCGGACUCCUACCUCGCGAAGCUCAAAUACGCGAUGGACUUUGUCUGGGCAAAAUGCGCGUUCUGCUUCCUGCUUCUGCUCAAAUUAUCGCGUCUCCUUCCAGAGGGGAAGGAAGAGCACCAAGAACUGCUAACCCACGGAAACCGACUGCUCGAUGA